AUGGCAGAACACAACGUGACCGCUAGAGAAGGUAUUGAGGAAAGACUGCCGCCUCGCAGCAUACCUGGCGUGUUCCGCAGACUCGAAAUCCAGAGAGAGCUCGAAAUCACCGAUUUCAAUUGGCACUCCGAUGAAGGUACUCAAUCCGGCACCCAAGAUUGUGACAUGCCAUUUGUGGAGCAACAAGAUAUAUCACAAUUUCACCCUCGACCUUGGAGUUUCCAACCUGGCGUCCCGACUGCUGAAAUGUCUGCUGGCGAGCAAGAGUUGUUGAUGCAGCUUUCCGGUAAUCGAGUCUACCAUCACCCGCGUAAAAUGAGACUCAAUUUGGAGCACCCCAUACCUUUUUACGCUACGCUCAAUGAGGACGUGCUUCCGAGUGUACAAGAAGCCCAACCUAUGACUUGUAUACAUGUUGAGAUCCCCGUCGGACACCCAUCAGCAACGUAUGAGUUCCAGCAAGGCGCUACAGAGCCCGAACUCUUCCUGGCCAACUUGAGGUAUCCGUCCGAAGAGAUCCUAGCUUUCGACGCCGAAGUGACUUGUUGGCACCCUCUUCCGAGAAGCGGACAGAGCACGAGUGCAGCACCUCUUGAUGAGAUGGACGUCUAUAUCACGAAAGAAAAAAUGACAGUCAUCUCAAAGUUGGCAUCGCUCACUCAUAUAUCCGAUCAUGUGGCUCACGAAGCAUUGAAUGGCAAAUUUGUGACCGGUGUGAUGUCCGAGCCAGCAGAAGCUGCCAUGGGAAGGAGCAUCCAGCCCUUCGUUACCACCUGGCACGAACAAUACUUACCCUCCUUCGAAGGCAGCUUGACCCUUGUGCAAACCGAUAGAUCUAGUAACCAGCACCGACACACAACCAAUGCCAGAACUUUUCCCCCAGCGAAAGAUGUCACAAGACCUGAAGCUGAUGACGGAUAUUGUUUUGCCUCUUUCGCUUGGACUGCCCCCGGGAUCUUGAGUGACAUAUCCGUCAUGGGCCGGAACAGACCUUAA
Molecule: messenger RNA, 996 nt
Organism: Cryptococcus amylolentus CBS 6039
Lineage: Eukaryota; Fungi; Basidiomycota; Tremellomycetes; Tremellales; Cryptococcaceae
Exons: 1
Coding region: 1-996 (331 amino acids)
Source: RefSeq, a predicted model, not a curated record